UCAUUCAAUACGUCUUUUGUGAGUAAAACGCUCUGAUAGCGUUCAUUCAUAAUAGAAAUACUUUUAAUCUGUUUUAUAUUUGUAAUAUAUAAACGCUUUUGGAAAACAAAUUUAUUCAGUAGCAUUUUAAAUCCGAACACACAAUGUUCUUCGAUCUGAAACUGAAUACUUUCCUUUUGAUCCUGUUUCUUGCGCUGGUGCAUUCGGUUUACGUUGAUCUCUGUAGAAAUGAUGAGAUAUGCACCAAGUUAGCUAGGUGCCCGCAUUUGUUUGACAAAACCAGUGUUAAGGGAGCUGCGAAAAGGAAGUUAUUGCUAGAGAGGAAUUGUGGUGGAAUCAGAAACAUAAGUUACAUCUGCUGUCCAAAUAAGGGUAACACGCUGCCAAAUACUAAUGUUUGUGGACAAGGACCAUCCACUUAUCGAAUAAUGGAUGGCAAAGAGGCUGAUCUCAAUGGUUAUCCCUGGUUGGCCAUGCUUCUGUAUAAGGACCCUUUGAGUCAAACACUUAUUCCCAUGUGUGGCGGCUCUUUGAUCAAUAAUCGCUAUGUCUUGACCGCAGCCCACUGUGUUUCCCCGGUGCAGACAGGGCUGGUCAGUGUGCGUCUGGGCGAGCAUGACACCAAAAAAAAUCCAGACUGCGUUUACUUGAAUGGUGUAGGAUCAAAACCCCUAUGCGCUCCCGAACAUUUGGAAGUUGGCGUAGAAAAGACUAUUCCUCAUCCGGACUACGACCAGUACAAAUUUAAAAAUGACAUUGCUCUAGUGCGACUGCAAGUGUCAGUGCGUUUUACGGAUGAGAUUACUCCGAUUUGUCUUGUGCCCUAUCAUGUCUUCUUGGGUGACAGAAAUUUGCUGGUAGCCGGCUGGGGCCAUAUGAAUGUAAACGACGGUAGCAGUACGAUAUUGAGGGACACCAUGGUCCAGCUAACCAGUCCAGAUAUCUGCUUAGAAAAGUAUUUACACUUAACGUUCACACCAAAAAGCCAAAUAUGUGUCGGCGGCUCUAAUAAUAAUCGUACCUGUCAAGGCGAUUCCGGUGGUCCACUGAUGAGCACAAUAGGUCGAGGCUACGAGGAGUUUGCCUUUGCUGCCGGGAUUAUUUCCUUUUCAGGAGGUCCUUGUGCUCAGUCGGAGUGGCCAGUUGUAUUAACAAGAGUUGCAACGUUUUACCAAUGGAUUUUGUACAAUUUGGAGGCUUAAGAGUUUCGGAAAAGGCUAAU
Drosophila eugracilis is the source of this 1222-nucleotide messenger RNA. RefSeq names its product spaetzle-processing enzyme. Lineage: Eukaryota; Metazoa; Arthropoda; Insecta; Diptera; Drosophilidae. Gene Ontology annotation, biological process: proteolysis. Bases 144 to 1202 code for a protein of 352 amino acids. The record is from RefSeq and is a predicted model, not a curated record. The transcript is spliced from 3 exons. Gene Ontology annotation, molecular function: serine-type endopeptidase activity.